This is a messenger RNA of Zymoseptoria tritici IPO323, 393 nucleotides long. RefSeq lists its product as uncharacterized. The transcript has a single exon. The record is from RefSeq and is a predicted model, not a curated record. Lineage: Eukaryota; Fungi; Ascomycota; Dothideomycetes; Mycosphaerellales; Mycosphaerellaceae. Bases 1 to 393 code for a protein of 130 amino acids.
AUGGCCGGCUACCAUCCCUCCACCCCCUGGCCCUCAAACCUGGCAGAAUUCGACCUCGAAGCCGACAUUCUCGUCGAGCAAUCCUUCGACUCCCGCACCCCUCAACUGUCUCCAGCUGCUUACGAUGACCGAAGCUUCGGUCCGGUGAUGGGAACGUUACCGAAAGCCGUUGCUGGGGAGGAGAGUCAGCCGGCGGAUGAGGUUGAGAAUGCCCGUGAUGAUCCUUUUGUGACUUUGCCUUUGACGGGGGAGCGGCCGAGUAGAGCAUCGGACCCGGUGGAGGAUGGGGAGGCGAAGGUGAAGGCUGUGGAUGCGGCUCCGAUGAGAGCAAAAUUGAAGGAUGGGAAUGAGGGGACUACGAUGAGGUUACCCAUCAGGGGGAAGAGGCCGUGA